GAGUAGAUCUUAUGAGUGCGUUCAAAAAUAGUGUUGGUGACUUGCAAAUCUGAUUUUAUAAAAUAUUGUAAAAUUGCUGUGAGAAAGACUAUUUAAAAGCAUUUUCAUCCUUGUAUAAGAAAUUCAUAGAAUGUCAGAAAUCCCAGAUGAAGCUUCAGUAGAGAGAGUGCAGGAAGAGAAUGUGGAUUCAAUGAAGUCGGUUAAAGAUUCAGUAAGCUCCUUUGAGGAUUUAGAUGUUGAUGACUUAUACGCAAAAUACAAGAAAUUACAAAAACAACUCGAGUUCCUUGAAGUUCAAGAAGAAUACAUAAAAGACGAGCAACGUAAUUUAAAGAAAGAGUAUCUUCAUGCUCAAGAGGAAGUUAAACGUAUUCAGUCUGUUCCACUUGUCAUUGGGCAAUUCUUAGAAGCUGUUGACCAAAAUACUGGAAUCGUUGGAUCGACCACUGGAUCUAAUUAUUAUGUCCGUAUUCUCUCAACAAUUGAUCGUGAAUUACUGAAGCCUUCGGCAAGCGUUGCAUUACAUAAACAUAGUAAUGCUCUUGUUGAUGUGUUGCCACCAGAAGCCGACAGCUCGAUUUCAAUGUUACAACCUGAUGAGAAACCUGACGUCCAGUACGCAGAUAUCGGAGGAAUGGACAUGCAGAAGCAAGAAAUUCGCGAAGCUGUAGAGUUGCCUUUGACUCACUUUGAGCUCUAUAAGCAAAUUGGUAUCGAUCCACCUCGGGGUGUGUUGAUGUAUGGACCACCUGGCUGCGGUAAAACAAUGUUAGCAAAAGCUGUUGCACAUCAUACAACUGCUUCAUUCAUUCGCGUUGUUGGAUCUGAGUUUGUACAGAAAUAUCUUGGUGAAGGUCCUCGAAUGGUUCGCGACGUUUUCCGUUUGGCAAAAGAAAAUUCUCCAGCAAUUAUUUUCAUUGAUGAAAUCGAUGCAAUUGCAACGAAACGUUUUGAUGCUCAGACUGGUGCUGAUCGUGAAGUUCAGCGUAUUCUUCUUGAAUUGUUGAAUCAAAUGGACGGAUUUGAUCAAACGACGAACGUCAAAGUUAUUAUGGCGACCAAUCGUGCUGACACUUUGGAUCCAGCUCUUUUACGUCCUGGUCGGUUAGAUCGUAAGAUUGAAUUUCCACUUCCAGAUCGACGUCAAAAACGUUUAGUAUUCACAACAAUUACAUCAAAAAUGAAUUUAUCAGAAGACGUUGAUUUGGAAGAUUACGUCGCAAGACCUGACAAAAUUUCUGGUGCUGAUAUCAACGCCAUUUGUCAGGAAGCUGGCAUGCAUGCUGUCAGAGAGAAUCGCUACAUAGUUUUGGCAAAAGAUUUCGAAAAGGGCUACAAAAACAACAUCAAGAAAGAUGAACAAGAACAUGAGUUCUACAAAUAAAUUUAAUCGUCAUUAUAAUAAUUAAUUAUCAGUUUUCGAAAUAAAAUUUAAUUCAAGAUUUUCAAGUAAA
Clunio marinus is the source of this 1454-nucleotide messenger RNA. NCBI's taxonomy places the organism in Eukaryota, Metazoa, Arthropoda, Insecta, Diptera, Chironomidae. The record is from the annotation of a GenBank genome assembly.